GACGUUCGGAUGUUGGCUGCCAUGGUAUAACAUGCUCGACCCGCAGGAGAAUACACGAGUCUCGCCCGUCCCAGGUCCCCCUCGCCAGUCCCGCCCCGAGGCUACACUCCCUUCUUUACUCCCAAUCUCCCCUCUGGCCAGCGCUGUAUCCCCAUCGAGACAGCGGCUGCUCACCGUACCUGACUCGUGCUGUGUGGCUAGUGCCAGUGACCCCUCAGGACCUCAGCCGCGAAGAUGGCCACGCCCGCGCAAGAGAUCUAUGGCCCGAUUUUCAUCGGCAUGGUGUUCAACAUCUUGCUGUAUGGGGUUAUGAUCACCCAGACGUAUCUGUAUUUCAACGUGUACAGACGUGAUAAGACGUGGAUGAAGCUCUUCGUGCUCACGUUGUUCCUGUGCGAUACUGUCAAUACGUGCUUGGACAUCGCGUUCACGUAUCAGCCGCUCGUGAACAACUUCGGAGACAACGACGCCAUCUCCAGAGCUACUUGGGUGUUCGCGACAGACCCCGCUAUGACGGCCAUCAUCGCUGUGCUCACGCAGCUCUUCUUCGCAUGGCGUGUCAAGGUGUUGACGUCGAACUACUUCGCUGUCAGCGCGAUUGUGAUAUGUGCCGUCGCCCAGUUCUGUGGCGGGCUUGGGACUUCCAUUGCUGUCGGGAUGAUACCGGAGUUCGUCCGCUUCCAGAAGUUCCAGGUUAUCGUCAUCAUCUGGCUCGCAUUUUCCGCGGCCGCCGAUGUCCUGAUUACGGCGUCCCUUGUCUGGCACUUGCGCAAAAACAAAACGGGGAUGGCCGUGACGGACGACGUGGUUGACAGAAUUAUCCGUCUGACUGUCCAAACGGGCCUCAUUACCGCUGUAUGCGCGGCUAUCGACCUCAUUCUCUUCCUGCUCUCUUCUUCUGGCCUGCAUCUUAUCUUCAACCUGCCCUUGUCGAAGCUGUACACGAACUCGCUGCUGUCGAGCUUGAAUUCCCGGCGCGGAUGGCAGUACGACACUAGUGACGUGCUCAGCGGACAGCACUCGGAGCACCGUCCGAGCGCUGGCACACGGAGGCCCAGGAAUGUCAACGUGAAUGUACUCCGUAGCGACGUCGGUGGCAAACGGCAGGCGCCCCAGCAGAUCUACAUCGACGUCGAAUCGCACGAGAUGGUCGACGUCGUGGACGUCAAGGGCGGCCAUUACACGGCAACUCCGUCGUUCCUGCCGGACAAGAAAACGAUGUCGCCUCCUGCGGAGCGGGCGGAGUCUUCCGAAAGGGGGGUAGACGAUAUCAUCUAAUUUAACCUUGCUGUUGUAUUCUGUACUCGUGAUACUUUGUUCAUUUGAAUAGGCGAUCUGUUAGCAAUAAAGGGUAUGGUUCAAUGUAAUUUCA
Messenger RNA from Dichomitus squalens LYAD-421 SS1, 1372 nucleotides. RefSeq lists its product as uncharacterized. The transcript has 13 exons. Lineage: Eukaryota; Fungi; Basidiomycota; Agaricomycetes; Polyporales; Polyporaceae. The coding region runs from base 235 to 1278 and encodes 347 amino acids. The record is from RefSeq and is a predicted model, not a curated record.